AUGAAGAGAAAGAUAGAUUUCGUUGAAGAAGAACACGAGAGUGAACAUGAAGAAAGCGAAAGUUCUGGUGAUGAAAGCGAGGAUGAAGAACCAAUAAUAAAAGAUGUUUUGAGUCAUCUUCCCCGAGCGGUUUCGGUAAAGCGUGCUCCUGAAUUGCUGCAUAGUAUGGCCGCUUCCAAAGAUCUUUUAUUCUGGACUCCCCGCGGACAAUUACUUCGAAAUAAACGUAUAAUUCCCGUCGCAAACAUCGCCGAGCUACUUGAGUAUGUGGUACUACCUUAUAACGAUGACGUAAGCAAACCUCGUGCGCUGAAUACUUUCCUAGAUGGACUUGCAGAGUUAGGAAUCGAUAAAGGUUUAAUCAAGAACAAAAGGUUGUUAAUUGAUUUAAUAGAAAAAGAAAAAGGCUACCAAAAUGUAAAAAUACGUCCGAUAACGAGAGUAAUAACGAGGAGAGUUCAUCGGAUAUUGAAAAUCAGGAAGAGGAGGAGGAACUGGCUUCUGAGAAUGGCGUUGAAGCUGAGGGCACCCAGGAGAGCGACAACGACACUGAAAACGACAGUCAGGAAACAGAAAGUAGUAGCCCUGAGACGUCCACCACCUUUCACUCUAAAAGUCCAUGUGAACAUUGCGAAAACUCUAAUGUGUACUCGACAUUGA
This is a messenger RNA of Porites evermanni, 660 nucleotides long. Lineage: Eukaryota; Metazoa; Cnidaria; Anthozoa; Scleractinia; Poritidae. The record is from the annotation of a GenBank genome assembly.